This is a messenger RNA of Antechinus flavipes (yellow-footed antechinus), 4218 nucleotides long. RefSeq names its product Scm polycomb group protein like 4 (gene SCML4). Lineage: Eukaryota; Metazoa; Chordata; Mammalia; Dasyuromorphia; Dasyuridae. Gene Ontology annotation, molecular function: protein binding. Bases 499 to 1827 code for a protein of 442 amino acids. The transcript has 9 exons. The record is from RefSeq and is a predicted model, not a curated record.
UCCUGAAGAAGCAAAAGUGGCUUUUACCUUGCUACUCGGGCUGCCAAAAAACCUGCCCUGCACGUUUUUCUUAGUUUAGCUGUUAAGAGGAAGGAAACAUCUCACACACAGGCCUCAUUUUCUGCAUGUAAAAUGUGUGUGUUCUUUAAAAGCCAGUGGUUGGCUGGUUUUCCGGACAUGAUGUGGUUGAAGCUGUCAUCGUAAUGGAAAUUCAUUGCUGUAGCUAUGGUAAAUCGAGUUUUCUGCCUGUGCUGAAUGCAUUAGUCUAAUGAGAUGUUUGCAGCUGGAGAGCUGAGCUGCAGGAGACGUACAGUGUCGCCACUAAGAGACAGGGAGAAGAUGGCUUGCGCGAUAGUCCAUGUGCGUGCCCUGAAAGUCCUCCGUCCACUGGGUCAACACUCUGGGUCCCGAUAAAGAAACUGACCAGAGAUCUAGAAUAAAGUAAUAGCACCUCCUCUGCAUAUCAAUAAUCUGUCAUCACUGCUUAGAAGACUGGUAAUGGCUGAAAUGCAGUCUCCAAGGAUAGCAGGGAGAAAACGAGGCAGACCCCCACUUCACUCGGCACCUAUGAAAAUGGCAGUCCACAACCUUUACUCUUCUUCUGCCUGUUCCUUACCAGUUGUGAAGAUCCCAAAGAAAAGAGGCCGAAAACCUGGGCACAAGCUGAAGUCUCGUGUUCUAAUGACUCCUUUAGCAAUCUCCCCUCCGCGUCCGCCGCGAAGCACACCGGAGCCAGAUGUCAGCUCCAUCCCUCAGGAUGCAGCCGCCAUGCCCAGCUCAGCCGCAGCAGCGCAGGCGCUCACAGGUCCUUUCCUUGGUGGCUAUCACCCUCCUGAAGUCACCCCCCAGUUUCAUAGAAGACCAAGAAGAGCAAUUUGCAUUUAUGUCAACAAACAAGCCAACUUGGGGCCAUACCUGGAGAGAAAGAAGGUACAGCAACUCCCGGAGCACUUUGGGCCUGAGAGGCCCACAGCAGUCCUGCAGCAGGUGGUUCAGGCAUGCAUUGAUUGUGCUUAUCAACAGAAGACAGUCUUUUCCCUGGUCAAGCAGGGAUAUGGUGGUGAGAUGGUAUCUGUCUCAGCUUCUUUUGAUGGGAAACAGCAUCUCCUGAGCCUGCCGAUGGUGAGCAGCUUUGGCUGUGUCUUAAGCUUCUUGAGGAAGCUAUGUCAGAGCCUGUUGUGUGACAACCUCUUCACCAGCCAGCCUCUCCCCCAGUACCCCAGGGCUCCUGAGCAUGGCCCAGAUUAUGAGGACAGGAGGAUGUCAGCCAAAACUGUCAUCUCGGAAGAUUACCUGUUGGACCCUGUGGGUAUGAAGCGCUACAGUGUGGACCCCUCCAAUUCUGCCUUCAGUUGCAUGGGCUCUUCCUCCUCCUCCUCCUUGUAUUCUGGGAGGUUGAGCUCUGGAGAUGGAUGCCUUGGGAGAGGCCUCCCAACUUCCUCCUGCGGUCAUCGAUCUGGCCCCAUGUCCUCAAGUGGCCCCUCAACUGUUGGUCUGAGGCAUCAGGCAUCCAGCCUCAUGAGGAAUGGCACUUAUUUGGAAGGAAACAAAAGUGCUUCAAGUCCUUCUCCAGAUGGACAAGAUGCCGCCCGACCAGCCAGCAAGAAUCCCUCCACCUGGACUGUGGAAGAUGUAGUCUGGUUUGUGAAAGAUGCUGAUCCCCAGGCCUUAGGACCUCAUGUGGAGCUCUUCAGAAAACACGAAAUUGAUGGCAAUGCAUUGUUACUGCUAAAGAGUGACAUGAUCAUGAAGUACCUGGGCUUGAAACUAGGGCCAGCACUGAAACUUUGCUACCACAUCGAUAAACUCAAGCAGUCCAAGUUCUGAGAUUCUCUAGAGCAUAGAAACCAGAUGUUGACACCAGUAAAAGGGUAGACUUUAAGGUAAUAUGCUGCCUUACCAACAUACAACUCCAACCACAAAAUUUUUCCCUUAAAAUAACAAAAACUAAAAACAAAGACUUUAGUUUUGGUUUUUUUUCAACAUUUGUGCAUUUUUACCUUUUUUGUUUAAAAAAAAAUCAAGUAUAGCCUUUUAAAGUGGCCGCUUCAUGUUAACAAGUUGCAAAAAAAAAAAAUUUAAUAAUUUUUUAAUGUUCCUAAUAUCAUUGCUUUUCUUAAAGUAGGCCUUAUUUUUAUAACCCCAAAGUGAGAACACUGCAUAUAUCAGCCCUCUGAGACACCUUGGGGAGUGACAAAGAGACUAUAAGAAGAGAGACAACCCUGGCAGACUCUGGGGGUGAGGGAAUUAAUCCCUGGUUUAUUACAAAGUAUUGCCAUUCCAAACAGUGCCAACAGCAGCACUGCCCAGUGUUACAUACAACACCUUAGGACAUUUCCAGUGUUGGUCAGUUUGGUUCAACUCUCAGAGAUACUUCUGAGAAUGACUUCUUUGUCUUGCACUAUGUGGAAAACUUGAAUUCUUUUACUUCCCAAAAAGAGAGAGAGAGAGAGCACAAAAGAGAAGAGGAAAAGAGAGAAGAAAUGAGAAGAAGAGAAGAGAAGAGAAGAGAAGAGAAGAGAAGAGAAGAGAAGAGAAGAGAAGAGAAGAGAAGAGAAGAGAAGAGAAGAGAAGAGAAGAGAAGAGAAGAGAAGAGAAGAGAAGAGAAGAGAAGAGAAGAGAAGAGAAGAAGAGGAUUUAUUUCUUAGUGGAUGAAAUACCUUGUUGUCCCACUAGAGGGGAGACUUUUAAUGAACUUUUUAGAUUUUUAACUUCACAAUAUUGCUCUUAGACAAUAUUGGUGUGAGGGAAUAGCUGUUUUCUUGAACUGCACCUGACCUGUACAUUUGGCUAUAACCCAACCAACUCAUCUAUAAUCAGAACCAGAGAAUGCAACAAAGCAAAGAAACCAAAAUCCAGAGUGGUGCUGUUUUGUGUUCAGUAAUUAUUGGCUCACUGGCUGACAAUAUUACUGGCUAACUGAUUGACUGCCUAUCUGUCUAACUGAGUGGCUAACCAACAGGAAAAGAGAGUCCUUCUGUUUCAUGCUCCCUAAUUGUUGUUAACUGGUUGACUGACUGUCUGAGUAACUGUUUUUUGUCUGUCUGUCUAAAUGAGUGACUGAGUGACUAGAUGAUUGAUAGUCUGUCUGAAUGCCUUUCUAUCUGAGUUGGAUGACCAACUGACUAGCCAACAAACUAAAAAAAAUUCUAUUUUAGCUCAUUGAUUUUUUUGACUGACUAGCUGAAACCUGGCUGACAAAUAACCAAGUAUCAAGAACAGAAUUUUUGUCGCACUGAAAUAUUUUGUUUUUUAUCAUGCUGAACUUAGUAGAAUAUCCAUUUUGUUGCUAUUUCUACUUGGAUCUCUUUGAUUCUAUUACAAAAAAAUCUCAGAAAAGAGUGAGUCACAUAUCGUCAACUGGAAAAUAUGAAAAUUCUGAACCAAGUUCUGGACCUAGAAAGCACUGACCUAGAAAUAUCCUUGCUGGACUGUAGUUGUAACUGUGGUUAAUUUCAUUAGUUUUUAACACAUACACAGACAUGGUGUUUAGGGUUGGAUUCAAUUUACAAAUAAGUUUUCUCUCCCCACCAUGAAGGCAUACAAAAAAUUGAUUUUCUACUACUUUCACAGCUGUGUCCAACAGAAGAAUGAUAUAGUCUAUAAUUUAAUAGGACAGGAGGAGAUUGAACACUUUUUUCUCUCUCUCUGUCUCUUGGUUUUCUCUCAUUGAGUUAGAAAACUUGAAUCUUUCAGAAAGGUGAUUUGAUCUUUUCUAAAUGGAACAUAUUCUUUCUCAAAGAGUAUUCAGAGUGGUAAAGGAGUCUACAACAUGGCAAACUUCAUGUUUUCCUAGGAGUUUUAGAGCCAGAACAAACCUAAGUAGCAAAUUGGCUACCUAUAAUCGAGGCAAGAUUUCUUUGAAUACCAUUAAAAAUGCUCAACUCCAGAAAAAACGCUGAAGUCCAUAUGCAUGAAGGGAACCUUGGAGAAAUUGGCUUCAUGAGUGAAUGUCUGAAAUAAUUGUAUACCAUGACAUGCUUUUUCACUGAAGACUGACUUGAAAAUGGGGAAAGGAAAAGGAAGGUGAAAAACUUUUAAGAAACUUGCUUCAAUGAGAGUCUUGAGUUUUCCACUUGUAAAAAAAUGAUCUGAAGCUCAGACUUUACAAAUGGACCUCAUUUUGUUUGCCUCAGUGAUUGUUAAGUUUUACUAGAAAUGAAAAAAUCUUUUUAACCAUGAUUGGUACAAAAAAUAAAAGCUUUUUUUGGGAAGGGA